CCGUCGAGUGGGUGGUGGCAGGGCUGGGAAGGGGCUGUGCCAGCUCCAAAGCUCUUCCCAAAGAAGCCAGCUUGUGAAGCUAAACUGCCUUUGCUGCACCCAGCAAGGUGACGGCAGUAACAGCAGCGAAUUGGGGGGGCGGUUCGGCUGACAUGGAGGGACUCGUCCCCAGCCAGGACACCACGCUGAUGGACACAGAGCCCUCCAACACCAUCAAACUGCUGCACCUGGUUUUCCUCUCCACCUACUGGGGAAUGCAGAUCUGGGUGACCUUCGUGGCAGGGUUCGUGAUGGGCAGCCACCUCCCUCGCCACACUUACGGCUCCAUCCAGCGCCAGCUCUUCCCCUACUACUUCCACAUCGGCUCCACUUGCGCCUUCCUCAACCUGACUCUAUUUGCCAUGUACCACCCCAGCGAGCUGCUCAGCGACGAACAAACUACCCAGAUCAUCGUCUUCUUCGUUUGCGUCGCUGCUUCUGUGCUGAACACGCAGUGGUUCGGGCCGGUCACCUCCGGCAUCGUGGCAGACAUGCACCUCGUCGAGCGCAGCCACGGCCUCGGCCAGGAGGUCGGGCUGUCGACCAGCAAGUCCUGCAGGGAGCUGCGUGCCGCCAACCCCAGCUACAGGCAGCUGUCCCGGCAGUUCUCCCUCUACCACGCUCUGUCCUCCCUCUGCAACCUCUGCUGCGUCGCCUGCAACGGCCUGAGCUUGUACUACUUGGCUGCCCGACUCUCUGCCCUGUGAGAGCCGGGGCUGGCUGGCCAGAACCAACGCUCUGGGAAAAGGGAGGCAUCCUGCUGCCUUGUAAACUAACCCCCAGCUCUGGAGAUUAAAUUUCAGCAUCCUCAGACGAAGAUACUCUUAACUGUGUUGGCGCACGGUACA
Messenger RNA from Chroicocephalus ridibundus (black-headed gull), 887 nucleotides. It is a transcript of the gene TMEM205, whose product is annotated as transmembrane protein 205. Lineage: Eukaryota; Metazoa; Chordata; Aves; Charadriiformes; Laridae. The record is from RefSeq and is a predicted model, not a curated record. The transcript has 3 exons. The coding region runs from base 153 to 746 and encodes 197 amino acids.